UGGUGAGGGGGGGCCGUGGAGCUCCUGAGUGGCGGAGGCCGGGGGGCGGGGCGGGGCCGAGGCUGGCGUGCCCCUCUCCUAUUGGCUAGUGUCUAAACGCCCCCGCCUCUCCCCAGGAGGAGGGCAGGGCCGCUUUAAAAGGCUCGGAACCCAGGCCUCGCCGAGGUCAAACACUUGGGUAUCAGACAAAGGAUAGAUGAUGAUGAAGAUGACCUGGUGGCUGCGGCAAAGCCAGAACCAGAGCCGGGAUCCGAGGAGAAAGUGUUCCAGAAGAAAGUCUGUCUUCAUACAUCAUCAUACCUGAGAGCAGAGUCUGAUCUAACCAGAGAUGGCAGCUGAACCACUGCCCUUCUCCUUUGGGACGCUGUCUAGCUGGGAGCUAGAGGCCUGGUAUGAGGACCUGCAAGAGGUGUUGUCCUCUGAAGAGAACGGAGGGGCAUAUAUCCAACCCCCCGAAACAGAACAGGAAGAACUGAAAACAUUUACCACUCUUGACCCAGCUUCCCUGGUCUGGCUGGCUGAGGAGCCUGGGCCAGUGGGAAUCACGAGCAAUGGCCAAAGCCCAUGCUCUCCUGAGUCCAGCCAAAGCUCACUGGCCCAGGAAGAGGAAGAGGAUGAACCCGGGGAACAAGGAGGAAGAAGAAAUAGGAAACGGAGGAGGAGCAGCGAGCAAUCCCCAGCCCGAAGUCGGAAGCAGAGCGUGAAAGAAAAGGAACAAGAAAAUGAACGAAAGGUAGCACGUCUGGAGGCAGAGAACGAGCGCCUCAAGCGAGAGAUCGAACGACUGACCAGGGAGGUGGAUGUGACCCGCCAGGCCCUCAUUGACCGCAUGGUCAGCCUGCCGCGGUCAUGAUGGCUGGACCGUGGGGCCCUGAACUCUGCUUUCCAGCACAGGACCUGCCCCAGGAGAAGGGCUGCCCCAGGUGCCAAGCAGCGACCACUGAGGGAGCUGCAAAGGGAAGGCCCCCACGUGAUGUACAGAGAUGUAUUUAUUAUAGCCUCGAUGGCCCACUCCAUUAAAACCCUUUGUCCUGAAGCGCA
Monodelphis domestica (gray short-tailed opossum) is the source of this 1041-nucleotide messenger RNA. RefSeq names its product DNA damage inducible transcript 3 (gene DDIT3). Gene Ontology annotation, cellular component: cytoplasm; CHOP-ATF4 complex; CHOP-ATF3 complex. Gene Ontology annotation, molecular function: RNA polymerase II cis-regulatory region sequence-specific DNA binding; protein heterodimerization activity; transcription factor binding. Gene Ontology annotation, biological process: negative regulation of transcription by RNA polymerase II; intrinsic apoptotic signaling pathway in response to endoplasmic reticulum stress; ER overload response. The record is from RefSeq and is a predicted model, not a curated record. NCBI's taxonomy places the organism in Eukaryota, Metazoa, Chordata, Mammalia, Didelphimorphia, Didelphidae.